Rotaria sp. Silwood2 is the source of this 1575-nucleotide messenger RNA. Lineage: Eukaryota; Metazoa; Rotifera; Eurotatoria; Philodinida; Philodinidae. The record is from the annotation of a GenBank genome assembly.
AUGGCAUCGAAAACACUAUUGUUUGACUUACCAAAUGAACUUUUUUCAUGGAUUUUUCAAUAUUUGAGCGCAAUCAAUCUCUUAAAAACAUUUUCCGAUUUUAAAUCACUUCGACUUCAAGCUCUCAUUCAAUCAUUUAUUUCACGAUUAGAUAUCUCUCAAGAAUCCGAUGAAUGGAUUCAAAAUUAUUUACCAAAUAUAUUGAGUAAACAUAAAAUUAUUGCCCUUCGUCUACAAAUGAAUCGUUUGGUCUUCAUUCCAGAACAUUUAUUAUCAGCUAAUAUUCAAUCUAUGCAAGUGACUAAAUGGAAUGCUUUAACUGAUUUGCCAAAACAGAUAAUGGUUCAUCUUCGUCAAAAUUUAAAAAAUUUGUCAUUUGUACAACCUGAUGAUAAUGAAUUUAGUGAUCUAGUUAGUCUAUUGUUUCGAUCUGAUUCUCAAUUGGAACAACUUAUCAUAAAGGAUUGUGUUUUAUAUGUUUUUAAUGAUGAUAUUGAGAUUUGUACUCGAUUAACACAUCUUUCGAUUGAAUUAGAAGGAAUGAAUCCAGUAUUUAUACUUAUCGGACAUUUACCCAAUCUUCAAAAUUUGAAGGUGAAAAUUCAAAGCCAAGAGUGUAUUGUUCAAACAGCACCCAAUACGAAUGGUGUAAAACCAUGUAAUAAACUUCGUUCUGUUACUUUUACAGGUUGGAUCAAAUAUUUUGAUCAUAUGAAAAGUUUCUUUGCUACAUUUGGAUCAACAAUUGAAUAUCUUUCAAUGAAUAUCGAUACUAGAUAUUAUUUAUUUGAUGGUAAAGGACUUGAACAUGGACUACUUGAUAAAAUGCCUCGUUUAUCAUCACUUGAUUUCAUCAUUUUUUCGCCAUUAGCUUCCCGGGAUCCCAUAGAAAUUGAAACAUUUCAAAGUUUUGCUUGGCAAAACUUCAAUCCAAUUGCGUAUUGGAAUGAUGUUCGUGCUGAACAACAUAUGAUUUUUACAUUACCAUACAAAUCAAAUCUAUUUGAAUAUUUUUCAAAUGACUUUGUUUCAAAUUGUGUAUCAAAUCAAUCAGUUUCAAUUUGUUUCGAACGUGUCCAUACGCUCUCAAUGACUCCUACAACACCAUUGAAUCUAGAAACAUUCUUAUUUAUUGAAAAAGUUUUUCCAAAUGUUACAACAAUUAAAUUAAUCCAUUGGAUUAUUGGCCUAUUAGAUGAAAGUGAAGAUGAACAAGAUAGAAAUGUUACAGUCAUGAGUGAAGAUCUUCUUUUAGAUACUAGUUUACAAAUACCAUCCGUGACAAAAUUCUGCAUAAAUCUAUGGUCUUCAUUUAAUGAUUAUAAAGUCUUUCGUCGUUUUAUUCAAAUUUUUCCAAAUUUAAUUUGUCUCGAACUCGAUAUUGAGCUAUCACUUCUGCAUGAUAUUUUGAAAUAUGAACAUGAAGAUAAGUUUAUCAAAAUUGCAUUAGCUCGUAUUGAACAAUUGGAUAUUACUCAUAGAGAUGCAAAGAAUAUAUUGACUGACGCUGAAAUCCAUUAUCUCUUUCCGAAUGUCAAGAAUCUUGUCAAGCACAAUUGUUGUGAUUCAGGAUGA